AUGAGGGACUUAAGGAAAGGUUUGAGAGGACAGAUUGGUUUGGGAUUAGGUGUACUUGAAAGGUUGGUAAGACAUUCUCAAGUUUCUGGUGACCAAUUAGAAAGUAGGGUUUGGGCUAAGGCUCAGACUUCCUGGCCUGGUGAUGACACGAUUUUUGGGAAGAUCAUUCACAAGGAAAUUCCAGCCAGAAUCAUUUAUGUGGAUGACCAGUGUCUCGCUUUCCAUGACAUUUCCCCUCAAGCACCAACACAUUUUCUGGUGAUACCCAAGAAACAUAUAUCCCAGAUUUCUGCAGCAGAAGAUAAUGGUGAAAGUCUUCUUGGACAUUUAAUGAUUGUUGGCAAGAAAUGUGCUGCUGAUCUAGGCCUGAAGAAGGGUUAUCAAAUGGUGGUGAAUGAAGGUUCAGAUUGGGGACAGUCUGUCUACCGUGUUCAUCUCCAUGUUCUUGGAGGUCGGCAGAUGAAUUGGCCUCCUGGUAAAGCAUGUUAUAGGGAUAAUUUUCCCUUCUCUAUUCAGUGAUCAAGUUUGCAAGUUCCAAUAUGCUAAACAAUA
Molecule: messenger RNA, 552 nt
Organism: Orcinus orca (killer whale)
Lineage: Eukaryota; Metazoa; Chordata; Mammalia; Artiodactyla; Delphinidae
Product: adenosine 5'-monophosphoramidase HINT1-like
Exons: 1
Coding region: 1-519 (172 amino acids)
Biological process (GO): purine ribonucleotide catabolic process
Cellular component (GO): cytoplasm; nucleus
Molecular function (GO): hydrolase activity
Source: RefSeq, a predicted model, not a curated record